Molecule: messenger RNA, 1041 nt
Organism: Ilex paraguariensis (yerba mate)
Lineage: Eukaryota; Viridiplantae; Streptophyta; Magnoliopsida; Aquifoliales; Aquifoliaceae
Source: the annotation of a GenBank genome assembly
AUGGCUUCAUACGGUGUUUCCCCUUUCAUUUGUCUACUACUCUUUGUUGGGUGCUCUGCAAGGCCUCUCUAUCCACUCCCUGGCAGAAGAAAUGACAAAAGUAAACAGCCUCUACAGACUUUCCGCCCAUUUAAUAUUGCACAUCGGGGUUCAAACGGAGAGAUUCCUGAAGAAACUGCCGCUGCAUACAUGAGAGCCAUUGAAGAGGGUACUGAUUUUAUAGAAACGGAUAUCUUAGCCUCCAAAGACGGAGCCCUUUUAUGCUUUCAUGAUGUAACCCUGGAUGAUACGACUGAUAUAGCAAAGCACAAGGAAUUUGCAAAUCGAAAGAAAACUUACGAGGUCCAAGGGUUCAACAAAACUGGCUAUUUUAUCGUUGAUUUCACUCUUGAAGAACUAAAGUCAUUGCGAGUGAAGCAAAGAUGCCCAUUUCGAGAUCAACAAUAUAAUGGGAAAUUCUCUAUUAUAACUUUUGAAGAGUACAUUUCAAUUGCACUGGGUGCACCCCGAGUUGUUGGAAUAUAUCCAGAGAUGAAAAAUCCUGUAUUUAUUAACCAGCACGUGAAAUGGUCAGGUGGUAAGAGGUUUGAGGACAAAUUUGUUGAGACACUAAAGAAGUAUAGAUACAGAGGUUCAUACAUGUCAAAGGAAUGGUUGAAACAGCCUGCAUUUAUUCAAUCCUUUGCCCCAGCAUCUCUAAUUUACAUAUCAAACCAGACGGACCUGCCUAAGAUCUUCCUAAUUGACGAUGUGACUAUGCCAACUCAAGACACAAAUCAGUCAUAUUGGGAAAUUACUUCGGAUAGUUACCUUGACUUUAUCAAGGACUAUGUUAUUGGGAUUGGACCUUGGAAGGAUACUUUGGUUCCUGUGUCAAAUAAUUAUCUGGAAUCCCCUACUGAUCUUGUGGCCAGAGCACAUGAUCGUAACCUACAGGCAUUGCAAGUUUUGCAUACUACGAAGGGCCCUUCAGUGGUAACCCCUUUCUGCACAUGCUACCAGAUCUCAAAGUUAGCAUCACUAAUCAUGGGAAUGCAUUAG